AAAAAUAACAAAGACAGAGACAAGGGUUCCCCUUUCCCUUCGUUACGCACUCCUCUCUCUCCUCUCUCUCUCUCUCUCUCGUCGUCCCGCAUUUCCCUCUUCGGUGGUGGAUCGCGCUGUCCCCUUUCACCUGCGCUUCCUCUUUCUCGUCUCCUGCUUCUUCACGUCUUAGCUCCUAUGGGGAUUCUUGUCGCAUUGCGCUUAUCGCAUUCGUAGUUGCGGCGUUAGCCUAGGAUUGCGGCGGCAGACGCAUGGGAUCCGGGAGCAGCAAGGAUGCUUCAGCAGAGGCCUCUUCGUCCGUCGGGAGCUGGAAGUCGAGAUUGAAGGGGCUUCGGGUCGUCAACUCUUCCUCUUCCUGCUUUGGUCUAGCCUCCAUCCUGUCGGAUGGCCGUCAGAAGAUAGAAGUAAAAGCAAGAUCCAAAGGCUCCUAUUGUGAGGAUGAAGCAGAGAGUAAAACAGUUGAAGGAAAUGACCAUGGUUCUGAAAAAGUUGGGCUGCCUCGUUAUGAUGGCUUGCCCUUGUCACGUGCUUCUAGUGGUGAACAGUUUAGAGAAGAAAACGAGGGUACAUCACGGAUUAAUUUUAAUAUCAAUAGUAGUUCUGUUAUGAACUAUAGAGGUGAUCGAUUGUCAAAUACAUCAGGAAGAUCACAUUCUCGUUUUACUUUUAUACCUGAUGGGAUUAGCUAUCGGCUCAACAGAGCAGUCAGUUUAGGGUCACCGGGAACCCAUUCUCUUUUCUCCACUGGUGUGUCUGUUCCAAGUAGUGAUCUUGGACAAAAUGAUAAUGCAAAUCACGAUCAUGUUGAUAGUAUACAAAAUUGUAGCACAAUGGAAACUAGCUCUUCCCUAGAUGUGGCUCAGCUUAAUGAAGGAACAGAGACUACAAUCGACAGGUGUUCUAGUGGUAGCUUUGUGGAAUCAAGAAAUGCAAGGCAUUCUCAAAGAAGACUGGGAACACAAGAAACUAUAGAAGGUAGUGUACGAUUUAGUAGAACACGUAGUGUAGGAAGGCUCCGAGAUAGAGUUCUCAGAAGGACUGCUCUUUCUGAUGGUUUGUUUGAUUCUUCUUCCCUGGACGAUAGGACUGUGUGGCCCAGUGGGCAGCCUAUUAGAAGACGAGCACUGGGUGGUGUUAGAAGAGCUUCCUCUCCUAGAAGGACUAAUGAUUUGUUGCCUGAUUCCUCAAGUAGUGUGUCUUAUCAGGAAUCUAGAUCUAUGAAUAGCAAUGAUGAGAAUGUUGCAGAUGCUCAACAGCCGAGAGUUGGGAAUCAUGAUGUUUUUGAGCACAGAUCAGCUUUCCUUGAAAGGAGAAGAAGGAUAAGGUCUCAGGUUCGUGCUCUUCAGAGACUUGGUAGCCGAUUCGAAAGUUUAUCAGGUCAUGAUAGAUCAUGUAUACUAUCUGGCCAGCAUAGAACAGGCCGCUGUGCAUGCAGAACAAGUAACCAAAAUGCAAAUCCUGAUGAUGACACAAGUGCAAGGGCAAGCAUAUCAAGAAUCGUCGUGCUAGCUGAGGCACUGUUUGAGGUUUUGGAUGAAAUACACCAGCAGUCUGUUGUACUAUCCUCUCGACCAUCUUUUUCAUCCAUUGGGUCUGUUCCUGCACCAAAAGAGGUUGUAGAGUGUAUUCCAGUAAAAAUAUUUAGCAAGACAUCGAAAUGUCAAAAUGAGGAGGCUGCACAAUGCUAUAUUUGCCUUGUGGAGUAUGAAGAAGGAGAUUGCAUGCGGUUGUUGCCUUGCAAUCAUGAAUUUCAUCGAACAUGCAUUGAUAAAUGGCUGAAAGAAAAUCAUAGGGUGUGCCCUCUAUGUCGCCGGGAUGUUUGCACAUCAAAUGCAUCAAAUAAACAAAAGCCCAGCUAGGGAAGCAGCUGCAUCCUGGUCAUGAUUCUUUAUCUGGAGGGUUCUCAGCUUCAGCUUUGGAUUUCAUCCCUCUUGGUGCACAAUUCGGUAAAGUGUGCAACUAUCAGAUAAAACGUGUACUUUCUUAAUCUUGUAUUUUGUAGAUGAAACAAUGAGAGGUUCAUUGAUUUGUCAACGUCAUUGUGUUUCUCUUCGAGCUUAUUUAUGUUUAUUUCCUCCCUGGAAUCCUAUUUCGUAAAAAGGCAACCACGGGGAGAAUUGUAUUUGUACCUGCACUUGGUGUUAUCAAAAUUGUGGACCCUUUUUCGUAAAAAAUAGUUUCCUGUUGCUGUAAUUAUUUCUUUCUUAA
This is a messenger RNA of Zingiber officinale, 2208 nucleotides long. RefSeq lists its product as uncharacterized. The record is from RefSeq and is a predicted model, not a curated record. Lineage: Eukaryota; Viridiplantae; Streptophyta; Magnoliopsida; Zingiberales; Zingiberaceae. The transcript is spliced from 6 exons. Bases 252 to 1859 code for a protein of 535 amino acids.